Messenger RNA from Topomyia yanbarensis, 2362 nucleotides. Its product is annotated as ATP-binding cassette sub-family C member Sur-like. Gene Ontology annotation, biological process: transmembrane transport. The record is from RefSeq and is a predicted model, not a curated record. Gene Ontology annotation, cellular component: membrane. NCBI's taxonomy places the organism in Eukaryota, Metazoa, Arthropoda, Insecta, Diptera, Culicidae. Gene Ontology annotation, molecular function: ATP binding; ABC-type transporter activity; ATP hydrolysis activity. The annotation marks the transcript as partial. The transcript is spliced from 9 exons.
AGCCGACCGGGAUGUUUUGGAGCUGAAUCUGAGAAUCGAAAACCUGGAAGUGUUGUGGCAGGGACUGGAAGAAGCACAAGCCGAGCUGGAGGAGCUGGAAACCACAAACGAAGGGAUGACCAGAGCGGCGAUGAUGGCUACAAUCGGCUAAUCGUCGACGAUGAGCGAAAAUAUGGCACAAUUCCAACCCGCAUCUACUGGCUGUAUCUGAAGGCGAGUGGAUUGAACAUUGCGAGCACUUUUCUGCUCAGUGCUUUAGCCCAGCAGUGCCUUCGCGUGUACACCGACUUUUGGCUGCAGAACUGGACCGAGCGAACACAGCAGCAUCCGGAAGGGGUUGAUCCGGUUGAUAUCAAGUAUAACUUUCGCGUGUACGCUCUGCUCUCAGGAAUGUGCAUCCUGCUGGCGACCGUAUCCUUCCCGGCAGGUCAGAUGGCAGGUAGUAAUGCCCGACGACGAUUGCACCGACAGCUAGUUGAAUCGGUGCUGAAAAACUCAAUCCAUUUCUUCCAAACGGUGCCCUUGGGUCGGAUCAUGAAUAGGCUAAGCAUCGAUAUCGGCGUGGUUGAUAAGAAAAUCGCCGCAACAAGUCAGAAGCUGCUGCAAUUCAUUCUGCUGUGCCUUUGUGCUGUGCUCAUAAAUAGUGUCGUGACGCCGUAUUUCAUCCUGUUAACAAUACCAAUUUGCGGCAUUUACUACGUCGUGCAGAAGUUUUACCGGUGCUCCUCCAGGGAACUCCAACGGUUGGAGAGUAUAACUUAUUCACCAAUUAUCGCACACUUUUCCGAAACCAUCGAUGGAGUAACGACGAUACGGGCUUACCGGCAGGAGUCCCGCUUCACCGAUACCCUCUUCCAGCGGAUGGAGGCCAACAACGUUGCCCAGGUUAUCCUGAACAGCAGCAAUCGGUGGCUGGGAAUUACGCUGGAUUACCUCGGAGCGUUUAUCGUGUUUAUUGCCAUAGUGAGUGGUUUGGUUACGGCUAGCUUUAAACCGGACACGACCAGUUCUUCCCUGAUUGGGUUGGCCAUCAACUACGCCCUAUUGGUUCCGAUCUACCUCAAUUGGGUGGUGAAGCUGGCUGCCGAAAUGGAAAUGUAUCUCGGGGCGGUGGAGCGAAUACAGUGUUUUAUCGAGGACAGCCAGGAGCGGGUCAGGGAGCGCAACAAGGUGAAAUAUAAACCCGUACCGAUUUCGUGGCCGAAGAAAGGUGACAUAGUGUUUGAAAAUGUCUCGCUACGUUACGAAAGCCAAAAGGAGAACGUAAUCACAAAUUUGAAUUUAACUAUUCCCACCGGACAAAGGAUUGGUAUAUGCGGUCGAACCGGAAGCGGUAAAUCUUCACUCGCGCUGUCCUUGUUCGGGGUCCUCGAGCUGGUCGAUGGGCGGAUAUUGAUCGAUGACGUGGAUAUUGCCAGCAUUAACAGCGAAGAACUACGUUGCCGGCUCUCCAUCAUUCCCCAGGAGGUGAUACUGUUCGGGGGUAGCCUGCGCGAGAAUCUGGACCCGCGGGGACACUUUGGCGAUCUGGAACUGUGGAAUUGUCUAGAAUUGGCACAACUGAAGGAGAUGGUGCUGACACUGCCGGAUGGGUUAGACACGCAAAUAGACGAAGGUCGGCCACUGUUUAGUGCUGGUCAGCGCCAGUUGCUCUGUCUGGCACGAGCCAUUCUUCGGGGUUCGGUGUGUUUGGUGCUUGAUGAGGCCACCUCCUCGCUCGAUUUGGAAACGGAAAAGCUGGUACUGGAGGCAGCCGGGAGAGCGUUUAAAGGCCGAACAGUGGUCACAAUAGCGCAUCGAUUGCACUCACUGUUCGAUUACGACCGAGUCAUCGUGCUGGAGCAGGGUAACAUCGUCGAGGACGGGUGCCCCCGGCUGCUGAGGAAAAGAUCCGGCUCCAAGUUCGCAGCCAUGCUGAAAGCAUCGACCGAUUACCACCAGCAACACCAUAGCAUGGUGGGUACUACUCGGAUAGCCGAGUAGUUGGAAUGUACGUGUAUAGCAGUGAUCCGGUGGUACUGAUUCAACCCCACAGGGGUUGGUUGAUAUUACAAUCUGGAUGGAUGAAUUGCAAUUUAGCUUUAUUGUAGUUGCCGGCAGGCUUCAGGUUAGGUAUUUGUAUUGUUGUUCCUCAUUUGACCGCCUCCUCGGCGGGAUAGACUGCACGGGUACUAAACAAGCGGAAAGUUGAGUCAGAUAGGGAUGAAAAUCCUCGGUGGAAACCAGCACACUCAGUCUCAAGUGAGUGCAAUUAUAAGAUUGCUUGUCACGCUGUUUAGCGGCGGUCUGCCAUAAUGUUCAAUAGGCUUAAUUUAUCGUUAUCUUUUUUAGUUGGAGUAUUGAUUAAAACUGUGAAUAAUAA